GCGGAUAUUUCCUCUGUUAUUUUCUUUUGCUCCAUCCAGACCGCUGACCACUGACUGCUCCUUGACUUUAAACCUGUUUCUAUUCAUUUGUGGGUGUUUUUAUUUUUUUUAUUUUUGUUUCUUCACUUUAAUUGUUUCUUCACCCGUUUGGAUUUUACGCACUUAUUAACUUACCUUGGAACCUCCGGCGCCUUCUGCCCUGGACGCUCCGUGCCGACACGCCAUGUCGCGUUUGUUACUGUCGUGUCUCCUACUGUUUGUAUCAGCGCAGACGGCACUCUCCAAUGGGGCCUUCGAGCUGAAGAUCGAAUCCUUCACCAGCUCCCGCGGCUUCUGUCGCUACCAGGACUGCCAGCUGUUUUUCCGCGUGUGCCUCAAGCACUCACAGGACGUCAUCAACCCAGAGCCGCCUUGCACAUACGGCACCGCGCUCACCGAGAUCCUCGGCGCCGACUCCAACUCCAUUUCCAAGAGCGAGCCCGUCAGGGUGCCCUUACAAUUCAAGUGGCCGGGGACUUUCUCUCUGAUCAUCGAAGCCUGGAACGCGGAGCCCUCAGGUCUGGAAUCUACAGAGAACCAGAACAACCUCAUCAGCCGGCUGGCGACCCGACGCAGGCUGACCGCUGGAGGGGAAUGGUCCCAAGACGUGCACUUUGGCAACCAGAGCGAGCUCCGCUACUCCUACCACGUGGUUUGCAACGAGCACUACUACGGCGAGGCCUGCUCCACCUACUGCAAACCCCGCAACGACAGCCUCGGCCACUACAGCUGCGACAACAAGGGGAGCCGCCACUGCCUGGAGGGCUGGAGUGGCGAGUACUGCACUAAAGCCAUCUGUCCCGCAGGGUGCAGUGAGAAAGGUUUCUGCAAGUCUCCCGGGAAGUGUGAGUGCCGGCGUGGCUGGCAGGGCGAGCGCUGCGACGAGUGCGCCCGACACCCUGGCUGCAUCCAUGGGACCUGCGAGCAGCCCUGGCAGUGCACCUGCAAGGAAGGGUGGGGCGGCCUGUAUUGUGACCAAGACCUGAACUACUGCACCAACCACAAGCCGUGCCAGAACGGUGCCUCAUGCACCAACACCGGCCAGGGCAGCUACACCUGCACCUGCCGGCCCGGGUUCACUGGCAAAAACUGUGAGCUCGAGACCAGCGAGUGCGACAGCAACCCCUGCAAGAACAGCGGCAGCUGCAAAGAUCUGGUGAAUGAUUAUUCGUGUGCAUGCCCUCAGGGCUUCUACGGGAAGAACUGUGAGAUCAGUGCCAUGACAUGCGCAGACGGCCCGUGUUUUAAUGGAGGGACCUGUGUGGGGAAUGUUGCUGGCGGCUACAGCUGCAGCUGCCCGCCUGGCUACACAGGCUCCAACUGCGAGAAGAGGAUCGACAGGUGCAGCAGCAACCCCUGUGCUAAUGGUGCUCAGUGUUUGGACCUCGGUCACCGUGUCAUGUGCCGCUGUCGGCCCGGCUUCACCGGAUCUCGCUGCGAGACCAACAUCGAUGACUGCGCCGGCAACCCCUGCCGCAACGCUGGCACCUGUAUCGACGGCAUCAACGACUUUACCUGCACGUGCACGCUCGGCUUCAUGAGUAAGGACUGUUCCGUGCGCGCCAGCCCCUGUGACCAGUUCCCAUGUGAUAACGGUGGCACAUGUUAUACCCAUUUCACCGGCCCAGUGUGCCAGUGCCCGCCAGGCUUCAUGGGUGCACGGUGCAAGUACCCUGUGAAGACCACCACACCAACCGCGAAACCGCCUGCGAAUGGCGAUUCCCCUCCUGCGCUUAUUGCCGCCGUCGCCCUCGGCCUGGUGACACUGACCCUGCUGGUGUGCGCCGCCAUCCACAUCCUGCGUCAGCUCUGCCGAAGCAGGGAGCUAACGGCCAUUUCCACAUCAGUGAAGAAUGACCUGGAGGCAGUGAACAACCGCAACGCAGUGAUUGGUGGGGGUGGAUCCAUUAACGGGAGCUUACCAGGAGCCCCGCAGGGCAGUCUGAGAGAGAAGGAGGCCUUCCUCAUCCCUGGAGGACAACUUAAAGUGUCCAAUAAGGACGCAGCACUGGUCGACAAGGGCAGCGACAACGUGGCCAUGUUUAAAAACAAAAUGGCGGACUGUAACCUGGCAAAAGAGGAGCAGCACCUGGGAAAGAGCAAGUUUGACCUUAAGAAGUGUGACUCGUCCAUCAUCGUCCCCCCUCUCACUUUUGCAAAGGACAGUCUGUAUCACCCAGUGUUCAUCAUUCAAGAACAGAUGGAGCAGUGUGUGUUCGCUACGGAGGUAUAACCCUUCAGUUUUCAGACCGACAGCGGAGGAACUUUUAUGCUGAAGGCCUGAAGCAUUUACUGUCGAGGAAAUCUCACCCAGAGGGUCUAUUGUACACACAUUAUUUUAUUUAAUAUUUAUUACCGCUGCUCAGUGGAAAGAAACAAAAGGAAAGGACUUUUCUUUUGUUUUUUAUUCUUUUCUGCGUUGAUACUGACUGUGUUUGGAUGACAAUGUUUUGGAAAAGAAAGAAAGAGCAUCGCAGGAGGAGGGAAAAGAGGAAAGACUGAAUGUCUGGCGUCAUUUGCACUAUUAUCUUUCUUUAUACAUUAAAUCUUAAUAUAAUUUUUCUGUCUGUAUAUCGGAAUUUUCUUUGGAUCAAACCUGAAUGAGAGAUGUGAUGAGUUGGACCUGUUAACCAAUCGGAAAGACCGGUGCCUUAGCUAUGCUUCCUAAUCAUUGUGGCAACCAUUUCCUGUACAAUUUCACAAUAAGGUGUCAAUCAAAUUGUCAAAGGACCUGCUUACAGGAAUGGAGGACAGAACAUUUUUGUUUAUGGUCAAAAAGACAGAACUUUCCCCCAAAUCAUUUCUGUUUGAAAGCUGAACUGAACAGAUUCUGAGUGACUUUCCACCAUCACUCCGUCCAUUUUUAUUUUAAUGUUUUCUAUGGCAGUGAAGCAUCACAUUGUGGCCUAUUAGAAGAAUAAUGACAUCAGCCUUACAAUCACCGUCAAAGUUACAAACUCUGAAGUGCCUCUUAUUUUUUUAAAUAAUAAAACAUUACUGAAACCCAACAUUCACAAUAAGCAGAAUGUUCCCUCUGGAGCCAAGUCAGGGUCUGUCAUUUUCAAACCUGGUUUGAAAAUGAAAACCCAAUCAAAUCCGCUGGAACCAGCCCUUUCUACUGGUUUUAAUCCAUCAUAUGAAUUUCUCCAGUCCUAGACCCAAUCCUAAUCCCCAUUCAUAUCCCAAACCCCAGUCCCAGAUCCUUAUCCCAGUCUGAAGGAGUUUUCUGGUGAAGCAGGGAGAGUUUUUACCUCUAUCAGCAAUCAGCUGUUUCCUCCAUUUUCACCUUGUGAACAGAUAAUCUAAAAGAAAGUCAAACCUGUCUGAGUCCAGCUGAGCUGAAUUCAUCUUGCAAAUCAGUUUCUACGUUUGUCUUUCUGUAACUGCCUAUGUUUUCCCUCUGUUUUACAAAUUUAUUUUUCUAUGAAACAAAAAGUGAAAAAAGGUGCUGCCUUUUCUCUUUAGCUGCCUUCAUCAACCACUGCUGUCACAGCAAGUAAACAGGAGAACCAUAAACACCUGCUGUUCUGCAGUGAAAGAGUUGAGUCUGAACACAGUCUCACCUCCGAGUGUUUUCCUUUUAUAUUUAAAGAAAAAAAACCUUUUACAACAGUGAAGGACUCCAAAGAGUGUUUUUAUUCCACCUUUUUUUUACCUAAUCCAUUUGAUACCAAAAAUGUGUGUUUUUUCUGUGUACUAUCUUUGUUAAUUUAAGAAAACAAUGCAAUGUGUAUAUAUCCGCCAGAAGAUAGUUGUCCUAUUUAAUUUUGCCCUUUGUAAAUAAUUUUGUAUUUAUGAAAGAGAAUUGUAUAUAUGUCUAUGUUAAUGUGCCUAAUGUCUCUGUCAGAAUCAAGAAAUAUAUUUUUUCAUAAAUAAA
This is a messenger RNA of Seriola dumerili (greater amberjack), 3916 nucleotides long. RefSeq names its product delta like canonical Notch ligand 3 (gene dlc). Bases 224 to 2272 code for a protein of 682 amino acids. Lineage: Eukaryota; Metazoa; Chordata; Actinopteri; Carangiformes; Carangidae. Gene Ontology annotation, molecular function: calcium ion binding. Gene Ontology annotation, biological process: Notch signaling pathway; cell communication; multicellular organism development. The record is from RefSeq and is a predicted model, not a curated record. The transcript is spliced from 10 exons. Gene Ontology annotation, cellular component: membrane.